Messenger RNA from Xiphias gladius (swordfish), 2562 nucleotides. RefSeq names its product TAR (HIV) RNA binding protein 2 (gene tarbp2). Gene Ontology annotation, molecular function: double-stranded RNA binding; pre-miRNA binding; siRNA binding. The coding region runs from base 167 to 1216 and encodes 349 amino acids. Gene Ontology annotation, cellular component: RISC-loading complex. Gene Ontology annotation, biological process: regulation of miRNA processing; regulation of viral transcription; regulation of siRNA processing. The transcript is spliced from 7 exons. Lineage: Eukaryota; Metazoa; Chordata; Actinopteri; Istiophoriformes; Xiphiidae. The record is from RefSeq and is a predicted model, not a curated record.
UCAUGCGUCAUAUCUGUUUUCUAUCGGAGCUGAGGGCGCUUCGUCUGCUCUUCACAUGCCGCUGCCUCACCAACUGUCUGGGAAAAUACCGUCUAAUGAAAAGCGAAGUGUCUGUAUUGGUGGGGGGAUUUGCCAUCCGAAACCGAUCGUCUGCGUGAAAUAGGGAAUGAACGACGAGACAGCAUCGGACAGCUGGAAGAGAAACUCCGGGUGCUCCAGUAUUGAGCAAAUGCUGGCUGUGAAUCCCGGGAAGACGCCCAUCAGUCUGCUGCAGGAGUAUGGAACGCGGAUAGGCAAGACCCCAGUGUAUGACCUGCUGAAGGCCGAGGGACAGGCCCACCAGCCCAACUUCACUUUCCGCGUCUCCGUCGGAGAGAUCAGCUGCACCGGCCAAGGGCCCAGCAAGAAGGCAGCCAAGCACAAAGCAGCUGAGGCUGCUCUGAAGAUGCUCAAAGGAGGUCUCGGAGGUCCCACCGGGGUUGGUGUUGGAGUUGGAGUUGGAGUAGACGGGUUUAUUGGGGUUGACGUGUCUACUGAUGGAGACGGGUCCCAGUCAGAGAUGAAGACCUCAGGCAGCUCUCAGCAGUCUGAAUGUAACCCUGUAGGGGCUCUGCAGGAACUGGUGGUGCAGAAAGGAUGGCGCUUGCCAGAGUACACGGUCACCCAGGAGUCUGGUCCAGCGCAUCGCAAAGAGUUCACCAUGACCUGCAGAGUCGAGAGAUUUGUGGAAAUCGGAAGUGGUACGUCCAAGAAGCUAGCCAAGAGAAACGCAGCAGCUAAGAUGUUAUCGCGUAUACACGACGUCCCAGUAGACUUGAGGACCAGCAACGAUGCUGACACGGAAGAUGACACGUUCACCAUGCACAUGGGGAGCAGAGCCGAGUCGGGCAAAAGUAAAGGCUUCAGCUGCACAUGGGACUCUCUGCGUAACUCUGCUGGAGAGAAGAUCCUCCAGCUCCGCAGCCACCCUCUCGGCAUGCCCUCCGACUCCAACUUCUGCUCCUUGCUGAGUGACCUGUCUGCCGAGCAGCGCUUUGACGUCAGUUAUCUGGAUCUAGAGGAGCGCAGUCUGAGCGGCCUUUGCCAGUGUCUAGUGGAGCUGUCCACACAGCCAAUCACAGUGUGCCACGGCUUUGCUCCGAGUAUAGACGCCGCCCGAGCCAACGCAGCCCACAAUGCACUGCAGUACCUCAAAAUCAUGGCUGGAGGAAAGUGAUGUCAUCUUCCUCCUGACAGACUCGAACUUGCAACCACACAUUGACAGGAUAAGUUUCCACUUUGGACGACGGAAGCUCUUUUGUGACGAGUUCAAAUUCCAUGAAUUACCUCAAAUUUGGAAAUCGAGACUUUUUCUGUCCCAAAAUUAACUCCUGGAGCCCCUCUUUGAUUGCUUUGAUUUCUAAUUGUCACCACUGAACAUUUAGUUGCCCAAACACUCUUCUAUACUCCUCUCCUUGACAUUUUGGAUAUUUGUCACAGAUAAUUUCAAAAUUCAUUUUUAGUAUUUUUAGUUUUCGCUUCCCAUCCAUUUAGAGCUGUGUUUACUUAAAUCUAAAAUUGUAAAAGUCUCUAUCUGAAAUUUUAAACAGUGCUUUUGCAGUGAGUUCCCAAAAAAAUGGUGACAGAAAAUCUGGUGCAACAAAAAAAGUGCAAAAGGUCAAAGAGGUUUGUAGAAAUUGGGCUGUGGAAUUGCCAGUCUCAUGGAUGGACAUUUAAACAAACAAAAAUUACACCAUGCUGCUGAAACAUGGAGAAAGAGACUCUGCUGAAUAAAUAUCAGAGGAUAAUUAUUUUAAAGACUGCCCCUUUUACAGAUGAGUUUGUAUGAGUCUUGAAAAAUGUGGCUUUUCUUGUAUAUUCAUUUGAACCCCUGAUACUCAAACUGUCUCUGUGAUGUUCUUAAUUUUUGGCCUUAAAAAUUUGAGAAUCUUCACAGACGUACUUAAAGAAUUGAAUUUUGGACAUUUUUCCCUCUCACUUUAAAACUGAUCUGUAUCUAACACACAUUUUGAACUCAUUAGGUUUAUUUGAAAUGAACUUUUUCUAAUCAUGUUACUCUUUGGCAUUUACUGAAGUACAAUUGUGAGGUAGAUCAGUUGACUCAGGAGAUCUAAAAUAUGAAUUGCCCUGUAAUUUUGCCCUGUAUAGAAUUCCUUGCAAGAUAUAAAUUGAUGGCUUUCAGAUCAUUUUAGGAACUCUCAACACAAUCAUCAGAAGCUUUUAAACAUAUGAACACUACGAGAGGAAAUAAUCAUACUAUGUCUUUUAAUUGUGAGGAUAGUUGAAAUAACAUAACAAUUCAAUUUAAAAUUUACUUAUUGCUUCAUUUCACUCCUGAAUGUGAAAACAACGCAAACUGCAAGUAUCAAUGCAUCAAAAUUUACCAUUUUCUCUAUUACCCUUAUUUUAGUUUGAGAUCUUUGCAUUAGGACCUUUUGUAAAUCAAUUUCUGUGUAAAACAAAAGGGCUUCAAAAGUACUGACUCUUCUGAUAACUAAUGGGUCAUGAAACAAAACCUUAACCUUUUAUUUGCAAUAUCAUAGACCAGACAAAUAAAGCUAC